Chondrus crispus (carragheen) is the source of this 935-nucleotide messenger RNA. RefSeq lists its product as hypothetical. The coding region runs from base 1 to 831 and encodes 276 amino acids. The record is from RefSeq and is a predicted model, not a curated record. The transcript has 2 exons. NCBI's taxonomy places the organism in Eukaryota, Rhodophyta, Florideophyceae, Gigartinales, Gigartinaceae.
AUGACGUCCCGCAUCCUCCUCCCGCUGCUGCUUCUGUGCGUGCGUCUUGCGGCGGCGGACCGCUUCAACGUGACGGCGCAGCGCUGGAAGCUCUCCACCGGCUCAUCGUCGGCGCUGAUCGCCUUUGCGAAAACCAAUGGCCUGCGCCCGGUCGACGUCGAGGUACUGUCCGUGACGCCGCGGCGCUACGCGGCCGUGUUUGUCGACAACCGUCCGCCCAACUCCAUGCCGUGGUUCUGGUACGAGUCGGUCACUUUCGAGGAGCUGACCGAGCUCACGCGCCGCGACGACGCCCGCGCCAUCGAUUGGGAGACCAUCUUCCCGCCCAAAAUCAUUCCAGACCCCGUAUACACCGCCGUCGCAGUCGCCAACGUGGGCCCGGCCGCGAAGGUCUGGUACUACUACACCAAUGUGCCGGCAAACGGGAUUGAAAGCAUUUUGAUGGAGACGAAAACUAAGGUCGUGGACUUGGAUAGCUUCUUCCCGGGCUUUCACCCCCGCAGGUUGUACAACCUGCUCAUGGUGCCUAAUGAGGACGCGGACCGCGCGGACUCGUUCGUCUUCUCCGGGCUGGGCGUGCGAGCCAUCGAGAAGCUGUUGAAGGACCGUGGGGCGCGACUUGUUGACAUGGAGAGGGAGGAGGACGGCGUCUACGCAGGUGUCAUGGAGAGAAUCGUCGUGCCAGUUAAGUGGCUGUGGGUCAGGGGGUUGACGAUGAAGAGGUUGGAGCUUAUGACCACGAGGAGGGAGAUGCGUGUCUAUGAUCUCGAGGUGUACACGAUUGGGAAGUCUGUUAGAUAUGAUGCCUUGAUGAUUAAGAAUAAGCUGUGAGUAGGAGUCGCCAGUAUCUUUUGAUUUUCUUGUGUCAAAAGCUCGCUGCAAUUCGCCGUUUUCAGUACUGUACAUGGUUUGUCUACAUUAGAAUUGUACAUGCA